AUGACCAUUGCUACAGACGCAUGCAACGAACAUAGACUGAAAGUGUACAGAGAGAUCAAGGCUAAUGAAGAGCACUUGAACUCUCUAGACCACGACGGUUCAAAAGUCACAUUUGUUGUUGAUCAAGAAAUACCAGAACCCGAUGAGAAUUUGAGGGUGUUUUACUUUGACAUUGACAAUUGUCUGUACCCAUCAUCCACAAGAAUCCAUGAUCUUAUGCAGAUUGCGAUUGUCAACUAUUUUGAAAAGCAACUUGGCCUAGACAAAGUUCAUGCUGAAGAAUUGAACAGAACUUACUAUAAACAAUACGGGCUAGCCAUCAGGGGUCUAACCUUACACAAUGGGAUAGAUCCCAUGGAUUAUAACACAUUGGUCGAUGAUGCGCUUCCUUUGCAACAUAUAUUGAAACCAAAUCUGAAACUUCGCGAGACGUUGAUAAGACUAAGAGAAUGUGGUAAAAUCGACAAGUUGUGGCUCUUCACCAAUGCUUACAAGAACCACGCUUUAAGAUGUGUUCGUUUACUCGGUAUUGCUGAUUUAUUUGAUGGUAUAACUUACUGUGACUACAACCACGCUGAGUCAUUGAUAUGUAAGCCUGAUCCUGCUGCGUUCGAAAAAGCCAAACGUGAGAGUGGCCUAGGUGAUUUCAAGAACGCGUACUAUGUGGAUGACAGUGGAAGCAAUAUCAAAACAGGCCUUUCGCUUGGCAUACCCAAGUGUGCACACCUGGUGGAGGACAAAGUGCUUGAUGUGCUGGGGAAGACUCCCGAAGGUAGCAUUGUCAUCAAGGAUAUCACUGAUUUAGACAAGGCUUUCCCUGAGCUAUUCCAGAUCAAUUAG
Nakaseomyces glabratus is the source of this 840-nucleotide messenger RNA. RefSeq names its product nucleotidase (gene SDT1). Lineage: Eukaryota; Fungi; Ascomycota; Saccharomycetes; Saccharomycetales; Saccharomycetaceae. The record is from RefSeq and is a predicted model, not a curated record. Gene Ontology annotation, biological process: pyrimidine nucleobase metabolic process; nucleotide catabolic process. Gene Ontology annotation, molecular function: nucleotidase activity.